Molecule: messenger RNA, 2337 nt
Organism: Ricinus communis (castor bean)
Lineage: Eukaryota; Viridiplantae; Streptophyta; Magnoliopsida; Malpighiales; Euphorbiaceae
Product: serine carboxypeptidase-like 31
Exons: 10
Coding region: 546-1997 (483 amino acids)
Biological process (GO): proteolysis
Cellular component (GO): vacuole
Molecular function (GO): serine-type carboxypeptidase activity
Source: RefSeq, a predicted model, not a curated record
GAUUCUCUUUUGAAGCAUUUCCUUAAUGAAAAAUUCUUAAAACAUUGAAGAAAAGGGAGAAGUUUGACUGGUCUUUCUAAAAUAUGCAACUGAGUAAUGACUCAGAAAGAUCAUGGCUAUCUAGUGCUUCUUCUGAGCAGGGAUAAUUCUAAAAACAUAAAGAACAUGAUUCUGAAAAUAACUUGAUAUGGUUUUGUUCAGAAUAUAAUAUAGGGAUCACAUAGAUUUUAGUUUUAUUUUUCAUGACACAGUGCCUUAACAACCCACACAACAAAUGGAGGCUCCACUGAGUCAUGCUCAUGCAAGAAUACUCCAGAAGUCUAAUAAAUCCAUGUCAGAUGCUGUAAGGUUUCAAAUCUAAUAAAGAUCACCAUGCCACGUAGGACUGCUCUUAGUUUUUGUUUUAUUUUGAUUUUCUAUUUUUUUUUUUGUCAAAAUAUUCCAUCCUCCAAAGUACUCUCCAAUAGUAUAAAUAGACAUGUAAGUUCUUGUACUGUCAUUCAGUUCUAUAGAAGCCAUUUCCAAGUUAGUACUUUGUUUCCAAUAUGUUGGUAUAUAUGAUGAAAGUUUUCCUCACUUUGGUUCUUGUUGCGGUAUUACCCGGGGAGCCUGUUGUUUGUGUUAGGAAUUCGCCAUACAUUGGUGACAAGAGAUUGAACUCAUUGGAGAAUGAGCAUCUUGUAACUAAUUUGCCUGGCCAACCAGCUGUGGACUUUAGGCAGUAUGCUGGUUAUGUUACGGUGAAUGAAAAGAAUGGAAGGGCACUCUUUUAUUGGUUCUAUGAGGCCACCACUCACCCUGAUGAAAAACCUCUAGUGCUGUGGCUCAAUGGAGGUCCUGGGUGCUCUUCUGUGGGAUAUGGGGCAACACAAGAGAUUGGCCCUUUCCUAGUGGACAAUGAUGGACAUGGACUUAAAUAUAAUCCCUACUCAUGGAAUAAAGAGGCCAACAUGUUAUUCCUGGAAUCUCCAGUGGGUGUGGGAUUUUCAUACUCAAAUACAACAAGUGAUUACAGUGUCUUAGGAGAUGAUUUUACUGCAAAUGAUGCUUAUGCUUUCCUGCAUAAGUGGUUUCUCAAGUUUCCGUCAUACAGAAUGCGGGCAUUUUAUAUUGCAGGGGAGAGCUAUGCAGGAAAAUACGUUCCUGAACUUGCUGAGCUGAUACAUGACAAGAACACAGAUCCUUUCCUUCACAUUGAUCUCAGGGGUAUCCUGAUGGGUAAUCCUGAAACAAGUGAUGCUGAGGACUGGGCUGGGAUGGUGGAUUUUGCUUGGAGCCAUGCUGUUAUAUCAGAUGAAACCCACAAGAUAAUUAGAAAAAGCUGCAACUUCAACAGUAAUGACACAUGGAAUAAUGAUGACUGUAAUCGAUCUGUUGAAGAAUUAUUCAGACAGUACAAUGAGAUAGAUAUUUACAGCCUCUACACCUCUGUAUGUAUUGGUGAUUCAGCAAGUUCAGAUGACAAAUCUAUGCAAAUCAAGUUUAUGCGUACGUCAACAAUGGGAGUUUUCUUUCAGAUGCCAAGGAUAAUGGGUGGUUAUGAUCCAUGCCUGGAUGCAUAUGCAAGAGCUUUCUACAAUGGACCAGACGUUCAAAAGGCCCUCCAUGUCAGCGAUGGUCACUGGCUCAAGAACUGGAGCAUCUGCAAUGAUAAGAUAUUUGAUGGGUGGAAAGAUUCAAAGCAAUCAGUUCUUCCUAUAUACAAGAAGCUGAUUUCGGCAGGGCUUAGAAUAUGGGUCUACAGCGGAGAUACAGAUGGAAGAGUUCCUGUACUGUCCACAAGAUACAGCCUAGCUGCUUUGGGGCUGCCCAUCACUAAAGCAUGGAGGCCCUGGUACCACCAAAAGCAGGUUAGCGGUUGGUUUCAAGAAUACGAAGGGCUCCUGUUUGCAACAUUUAGAGGAGCAGGGCAUGCUGUGCCUAUUUUCAAACCGAGCGAGUCAUUGGCAUUCUUCUCAGCCUUUCUUCAGGGGGGCUCUCCGCCUUCUUCGCGAUAAGUCGCUGAUGCUAAGUAAUUAAUUCGGCUGUCUUGUUCGCCAAUGAUUUUGCUCUUAGUAAUGUAGGUUGUUGUAGGUGGCAGCAGAAAACAGUCAAAAAUAGUAAUUUAAAACAAAAAAAUAACAAGAUAAUGCUAGUAAUGUUGUUCCUAGACUACAGGACAAGGAACCAUUAGCUAUUCUGGAUCCAUUUUGUUGCCGUCUUGCUGCAGACGGAGAAGAAGUCCAAGUUUAGAUCUUGUCUUCAAGAAAAAGAACAAGAAGAAAACAAAUGUAUGAUACCCAAUAUUACCUCCUCCUUAAAUUGAUAUUGCAAAUAAAUACGCCAAAUUACACUGUA